Molecule: messenger RNA, 240 nt
Organism: Oikopleura dioica
Lineage: Eukaryota; Metazoa; Chordata; Appendicularia; Copelata; Oikopleuridae
Source: the annotation of a GenBank genome assembly
AUGAUCAAAGACGCAAAUCACGCACAAAGACAGAUCCAAGAGGACUGGAAUAACCGAGAAUACGUCGAGGUCAUCACUACACAAAUCAAGAAAAUCUCAGACUUCCUCAACUCUUUUGACUCUAGUUGUCGGGGAAGAUUCGCUCAGAUGGACGAGAAGCUUACAACUCUUGAAAGACGGAUCGACUUUUUAGAAGCUCGCAUCUCCAGAUCGCUCGCUAACAAUUCUGGCAGGGAAUGA